Molecule: messenger RNA, 625 nt
Organism: Xenopus laevis (African clawed frog)
Lineage: Eukaryota; Metazoa; Chordata; Amphibia; Anura; Pipidae
Product: synapse differentiation-inducing gene protein 1
Exons: 2
Coding region: 17-406 (129 amino acids)
Source: RefSeq, a predicted model, not a curated record
CUGGAAGAUAUAAACCAUGCAACAGCCAAAUAAGCAGGACACCUACACGACCCAGCCAGCUGGCACCAACCAACAAGCCGUUUCUUCCAGAGAUGGGACCAUGUGUCCCCCAGUGACGACGGUGCCUCAUGUGAGGAUUAAAGAUUACUUGGGUACCUCCAUAUUCAAUCUGCUGUGCUGCUGCUUCCCCUUUGGACUGGCUGCUUUGCUCUACUCAAUACAGACAAGAGAUGCCCUCGCUCGGCGUGACUUGGCCUCUGCAUCACGUUAUUCACAAACAGCGUUUCGCCUGAACAUCGGCUCCUUCAUAUUUGGGAUUUUGUGCAUCGUUUGCAUCAUAACCUAUCUGAUCUGCUUUGGAUUCCCAAACAAUUCAAAUUAUGGUUUUCCCAAAGAUCCCGUUUAGCAAUAUGACCCCCCAAACAGCCCAACAUUCUCAGCUGAAAAACUAGGACAUUUUAGGCCACACCCCCAUUUGGACACACCCAGUUCAAUCAGGUGACUUGAUUUAUCUCCACGCUCCGUCCCUUUCAAGAGAGAAAGAUCAGCAGUUAAUAAAAUGUGUUUUUUAUUACAUAAAAAAAUUCCCAUGCUUAAGGUUUGUCCCUGAAAUGUUGCUAAUAAA